This is a messenger RNA of Symphalangus syndactylus (siamang), 2990 nucleotides long. RefSeq names its product serine and arginine rich splicing factor 11 (gene SRSF11). Gene Ontology annotation, cellular component: nucleoplasm. Gene Ontology annotation, molecular function: RNA binding. NCBI's taxonomy places the organism in Eukaryota, Metazoa, Chordata, Mammalia, Primates, Hylobatidae. Gene Ontology annotation, biological process: RNA splicing. The record is from RefSeq and is a predicted model, not a curated record.
CACCAGCGCCUGGGCUGGAGGACAGAGAAGCCUUUUCCGUUGCCGGUGCCGGCCUAGCGUCCUGGAAUUACUUCCAUCAAAAACGAGUCUGUGUUGCCAAGGCUGGCCUUGAACUCCUGGCCUCAAGCUAUCCUUCCAUCUAGGGCCUUCCAGAGCACUGGGAUUACAGGCAUGAGCCACCUCAAGCAAUCCUUCCAUCUAGGGCCUUCCAAAGCACUGGGAUUAUUGGCAUGAGCCACCACACCCUGCCUAGUUCAAUUUAUUAAAAAAUAACAGCAAGGAGCGAGAACCCGAGCAGCGCCAUGAGCAACACUGCCGUCGUCCCCAGCACUGCAGGUCCGGGCCCCAGCGGCGGGCCCGGUGGCGGAGGCGGUGGCGGCGGAGGCGGCGGCACCGAGGUAAUCCAGGUGACUAAUGUCUCCCCGAGCGCUAGCUCUGAGCAGAUGCGGACUCUCUUCGGUUUCCUAGGCAAGAUCGACGAACUGCGCCUCUUCCCGCCGGAUGAUUCACCUUUGCCAGUCUCAUCUCGUGUCUGCUUUGUUAAGUUCCAUGAUCCAGACUCAGCAGUUGUGGCACAGCAUCUGACAAACACUGUAUUCGUUGACAGAGCUUUGAUAGUCGUACCAUAUGCAGAAGGAGUUAUUCCUGAUGAAGCUAAGGCUUUGUCUCUGUUGGCACCAGCUAAUGCAGUGGCAGGUCUUCUGCCUGGUGGUGGACUCCUGCCUACCCCUAACCCACUUACCCAGAUUGGCGCUGUUCCACUGGCUGCUUUGGGGGCUCCUACUCUUGAUCCUGCCCUUGCUGCACUUGGGCUUCCUGGAGCAAACUUGAACUCUCAGUCUCUUGCUGCAGAUCAGUUGCUGAAGCUUAUGAGUACUGUUGAUCCCAAGUUGAAUCAUGUAGCUGCUGGUCUCGUUUCACCAAGUCUGAAAUCAGAUACCUCUAGUAAAGAAAUAGAGGAAGCUAUGAAAAGAGUACGAGAAGCACAGUCCCUAAUUUCUGCUGCUAUAGAACCAGAUAAGAAAGAAGAAAAAAGAAGGCAUUCAAGAUCAAGAUCACGUUCUAGGAGGAGGAGGACUCCCUCAUCUUCUAGACACAGGCGGUCAAGAAGCAGAUCGAGACGGCGGUCACAUUCUAAGUCUAGGAGUCGGCGACGAUCCAAAAGCCCAAGACGGAGAAGAUCUCAUUCCAGAGAAAGAGGUAGAAGGUCAAGGAGCACAUCAAAAACAAGAGACAAAAAGAAAGAAGACAAAGAAAAGAAACGUUCUAAAACACCACCAAAAAGUUACAGCACAGCCAGACGUUCUAGAAGUGCAAGCAGUUUGCACAUUUGUGAUUCUAGAGAGAGACGACGACGAAGAAGCAGGAGUGGAACAAGAUCUCCUAAAAAGCCUCGGUCUCCUAAAAGAAAAUUGUCUCGCUCACCAUCCCCUAGGAGACAUAAAAAGGAGAAGAAGAAAGAUAAAGACAAAGAAAGAAGCAGGGAUGAAAGAGAACGAUCAACAAGCAAGAAGAAGAAGAGUAAAGAUAAGGAAAAGGACCGGGAAAGAAAAUCAGAGAGUGAUAAAGAUGUAAAACAGGUUACACGGGAUUAUGAUGAAGAGGAACAGGGGUAUGACAGUGAGAAAGAGAAAAAAGAAGAGAAGAAACCAAUAGACACAGGUUCCCCUAAAACAAAGGAAUGUUCUGUGGAAAAGGGAACUGUUGAUUCACUAAGAGAAUCCAAAGUGAAUGGGGAUGAUCAUCAUGAAGAAGAUAUGGAUAUGAGUGACUGAAUAUUGCCUCUGAGGGAAUCCAACUGUAUACCUGCAUCAGUGUCAUUCCUUUGUGUGAUUUCUUAAUGCUGUAUUUGUUCAUCUCAAACCUAGAUGUAUACAGCUCUGAGUUAUAAAUGGUUAUAAAGCUCCUGUUACUGAUAUUAGUUAUUUACAUCAAAAAGCUUUUAGAAAAUGGUACGAGGUAACCAAUUCUUGUCAUGGUGAAAUCUGAUUGAGUAACCAAGCAGUUUUACUAUUCUGGUGCUGCUUCAUAACAAAAAUGAAAAGCUGCAUGCAUCUACAGCAGGCAUGGAUUGUUUAUGUCGUAUGAUAUCCUUUAUUAAGUAAGUUCACUUAUAGUAUUUCUAUAAUUUGAUUCAUUGCCGUAAUAGAGCCAUGUAGGAAAUGCACUGAUUGCAUGUUAUUGUGGCAAGAAUAUCCUAAAUAUCAUUAAAAUCCUCCAACAUGAUGGAUCUACUUAUGGUCUUGUUCGUUGACAUGACAAAUUAACAUUCUUAUAGUUACAUCUGGAAAUGAGCAUUUGAAAUAGAUAAUCCUUUAAGCCUUGUGGCAAAAUUUUUGUGGCUUUUGUUUAACUUUGAAAGGUUAUUAUGCACUAACCUUUUUUGGUGGCUAAUUAGGGUUUAAAUACAGAAACAAAAUUUCAAAUAAAACUGUCUUUGGCAGUGAGUAAAUAGCAUAUUUUGAAGUAGAGUUGUAUACUUUUUCAUAAGAUGUUUGGGAAUUUUUUUCCUGAAGUAAUAAUUUAUUCCACAUUUACAUCAGUGAAAGCUAUCUACCUAUCCUGAGUCUAUCUAUCUAUCUUAAAGGAAAAAAAGAAAAAAAAAAAAAAACUUAUCUCUUGCCCUUAUUUUGAAUUUUCCACUCUUUCAUUAAUUUGUUUUAAGCUCCAUGUUGGAAAAAAGGGGUAGUGCAUUUUAAAUUGACCUUCAUAGGCUUUUAAAAUAAGACAAAUCUACUUGAUAAUGUACCUUUAUUUGAUCUCAAGUUGUAUAAAACCAAUAAAUUUGUGUUACUGCAGUAGUAAUCUUAUGCACACGGUGAUUUCAUGUUAUAUAUGCAAAGUAGUUAGGCAACUGUUUUCUUAGUUACAGAAGUUUCAAGCUUCACUUUUGUGCAGUAGAAACAAAAGUAGGCUAUAGUCUGUGCCAUGUUGAUGUACAGUUUCUGAAAUUGUUUUACAAGACUUUGAUAAUAAAACCCUUAAACUUA